UAGGGAGGAGAAAGUCGUGUUUCCAAAAGCUUGCAAUCUAAUCUGAACUCUACACUUGAAUUUAGGGCCAAAAUACUGUGAAGGACGACUAGUCUCCAUGUGGAGAGCAGAAUAUUUUGGACUGCCCUGGACUCUGUCUGCUAUCACUAUGUGUGUGAUUUGUGUCAACAACUGAGACUCCUUGUCACUGCAAAGUCCUACGCGUAUGCAGGCAGGACAGUGGAAGUUAGAAAGCUGUCCGAAUUCUGGGUACAGCACCUGGGGCACCUCUAUAUCUUGGUGAUGCUUGGAUACAGUGUCUGAAACGUCUAGGACUACUGACACAACAACUUAUUGCUCCUGUAGUCACGAGUUGACAAAGGCAUGAAAGGCGAACAUACACAAGCUUAAUCUUUUUUUAAUUUAUUUGGCUGGCAGAGUCAGAGUGCUGCAGAGUACCCCAUGUUUUUGGGCAAGGAGAGGAGGACUUCUCACCCAGCUGGGUGGCAGAGGAACAGAAGGUUUUGUUGGAGGAAUGUCCUGGAACAAUUAUUGUGUUGUUUUCAGGGAAGAAAAGGCAAACAAAGAACCCCAAACAAGAAGAAAGUGUGUGAGCUGCUCAUUGAGAAUAAGGAGAAUGGUGGGGGACAGGUGAGCUGUGAGCCAAUGGACUGUGACAUAAAUGAUGCAAAUGAAGAUAGCUUGGGAGAUGGGGGCAGCAUGGACUUGGAGGCUUUGGAGAGCAGUCACAGUCCAGCGCCGGACAACCCAUACGAGCGGGAGAGCUGCACCAGCCGUACACUUACAUCACACAAGGUCCACACAGAAAAAGCUGACCUGCUAUCUGUAGAUGUGAAAAGAUCACAGCCGCUACUAAUACAGAGUGGCAGAUGGGGGCGAUUACGAGAUGAGGAGUCCCGAUCGUCAUCACUACCUGACAUCCCAAAUCCAUUCCCAGAACUCUGCAACUCCUCGCCUAUUCUUAUCAGCACACCUAAUAGCAGUUCUCCUCUGGAAGGGGGUCCUCAUAUGGUGAAGGUGUUUAGUGAAGAUGGCACAUGUCGAUCACUGGAAGUGACAGCGGGGGCCACAGCGCGACACCUGUGUGACAUGCUGGUGGAGAAAGCACACUGUCUGAGUGAUGAGAGCUGGUCUCUAGUCGAGCUGCACCCACAUCUGGGACUUGAACGGUGCCUUGAAGAUCACGAGUCAGUGGUGGAGGUACAGGCUAUGUGGCCUGCAGGAGGAGACAGCAAGUUCAUUUUCCGUAAAAAUUUCUCCAAGAAUGAACUGUUCCGGGGAUCUCCGUAUGCAUUAUUCCCGGAGGACAUGAUAGCAGGGAAUUUAGAGGCACACAAAGGACUCUCUCAUUCGGAGCUUAUACAGAACUUCCUCAAUUCGGGCAGCUGGCCAGAAAUCCAGGGCUACUUACAUAUGAAGGAGAGUGGCCGUAAAGUGUGGAAGCGGUUCUUUUUUUUCCUGCGUCGCUCUGGUCUCUAUUAUUCUGCCAAGGGGACCUCCAAGGACCCUCGCCAUUUACAGUAUUUUGCUGAUGUGAAUGAAUCCAACGCUUAUUGCUUGACACAAGGCAAGAAGCUCUAUAGUGCCCCCACGGAAUUUGGGUUCUGUUUGAAGCCUUACAAAAUGCGGAGCGGCACAAAAGGGCUGAAGAUUUUGUCCAGUGAGGAUGAGCAAUCCCGCACCUGCUGGCUUACUGCAAUUCGUCUGUUUAAGUAUGGGGCUCAGCUCUAUAAAAAUUACCAGCUCUCCAGACGCAGUCCCCAAUCCUGGACAGAACUGAAAAAACAGCACAGCGUGUCAGACAGCACUUUGGUCCCAAUGGAUUUUUCGGGGUGCACAGGUCGAGUAAUAGAGAACCCACUUGAAGCGCUCUCUGUCGCACUUGAGGAGGCGCAAUCUUGGAGAAAAAAAACAACUCACCGUUAUAGUCUGCCAACCCCGUGCCAGACUACACACAGCAGUGCAGUGAUACACAAAACUCAGGCGUGGUACCAUGGGCGUCUGUCGCGAGAUGAAACGCAACGCCUCAUAACCCAACAAGGAAUGGCAGAUGGAGUGUUCCUGGUGCGUGAAAGCACAAGAAACCCCAAAGGAUUUGUCUUGUCAUUGUGUCACUCACAGAAAAUCAAGCACUACCUCAUCUUACCGUGUGAGGAAGAUGGAAAACCUUACUUCUCUAUGGAUGAUGGCCAAACCAAGUUUGUAGACCUCAUUCAGCUGGUUGAGUUCCACCAGAUCAACAGGGGUAUCCUACCAUGCACCCUCAAGCACUAUUGCACUUCUGUAGCACUAUAAUUGGUGCUCAAUUGCUCCGGAAUGAGGAUGGAACAGGCCUCUUGAAGGAAAAACUAAAUUUUAAGAUGGGUGUUUCAACAAAGCGAUUGAUACUCCAUUUAAUUUGCCUAGUAUAAAAGACAGCACAAAUACAGUGCUGGGAUUUGUAAAAUAUUAUUAGACUUGUUACGGAUCUAAAGCCUCGACUGAGUGAACGGAGUUCUAUAUGGAAGAACAUAUUCAAUAAGCUAAACUUUCUUUUUUUUUUAUGAUGGUACAAUCAUCCCACAAGACUGUCAUGUGACAUUUGGUGGGUAAAUUCCAAUGGAAAAGAAGCUUUCCGUGUUCACCUAAUGCCCACUGAGAGACAGCAGGAGAAGGAAGGAAGGAAUGCUAAAUGGUGCAUCUGUUGCUGAAGGCACUGUACUGUAAAUAUCUACAAGGCCAGUUCGUUGUCACAUAUUUUAUAUAAGAAAUCCCAACUAUAUAUAUUUUUGUCUUCUAUUUUCUCUUAUUUUUGUACAGAAUUCCCUAACCUCAAUCUACCCAUGAAGAGAAAACGUUUAUUUAUAUGUACCCAAAUGUGUCACAUAAUAAAAAACAAAUACAAAAAACAUGUUCACUACCCAA
Messenger RNA from Pseudophryne corroboree (corroboree frog), 2904 nucleotides. RefSeq names its product growth factor receptor bound protein 7 (gene GRB7). The record is from RefSeq and is a predicted model, not a curated record. Lineage: Eukaryota; Metazoa; Chordata; Amphibia; Anura; Myobatrachidae. Gene Ontology annotation, biological process: signal transduction. The transcript has 16 exons. Bases 442 to 2295 code for a protein of 617 amino acids.